Messenger RNA from Zea mays, 844 nucleotides. RefSeq names its product RING-H2 finger protein. The record is from RefSeq and is marked validated. Gene Ontology annotation, molecular function: zinc ion binding. The coding region runs from base 170 to 610 and encodes 146 amino acids. The transcript has a single exon. NCBI's taxonomy places the organism in Eukaryota, Viridiplantae, Streptophyta, Magnoliopsida, Poales, Poaceae.
CUUCCACUGCAGGUUCCUAACCCCCACCCACCUCGCCCAAAUUGCAACCUUCCCCGAGUGCUCCAGGUCCCGUGGCCGGCCCCCAGAUCCUCUCCAAUCCCAAUCCAAGUAUCGAACGGAUCCCAUCGGUGGCGCUCGAGCGAGCGAGUGCGGCCGGAACCGAGCGAAGAUGGGCAUCUCGAGCAUGCCGGCGCCCGAGGACAGCCUGCUGGGGUUCGUGCUGUACAACACGGCGGCGUCGGUGGCGAUCCUGGCGGGGCUGGUGCGCGCCGCGCUGCUGUUCCUGGGCCUGGCGGCGGCGGCGGAGGACGAGGAGCCGCGGCAGCAGGCGGAGGCCGUGACGGUCACGGCCGUGGGGCCCAGCCUCGCGGACCGGUUCCGGAGCAGGUUCCGGCCGUCGCGCUACGGGCGGCGCCGGGGCGGGGACUGCCGCGUGUGCCUGGUGCGGUUCGAGACGGAGUCGGUGGUGCAGCGGCUCCCCUGCGGCCACCUCUUCCACCGCGCAUGCCUCGAGACCUGGAUCGACUACGACCACGCCACCUGCCCGCUGUGCCGCCACCGCCUCCUGCCCCCCGCCGCUGCCGCCGACGAGGUGCCCCGGAUUGCCUGAUUAGCGCCCUAGGAAUUGAGAGUAGGCGUAGCACUCUGCACCUCGCAGCAGCAGUGUCUCUGUACAGGUUUUUUUUUUCUUUUCCUUUUUGUUCGGGGGAGAGAGAGGACAGAACGGAGAUUGAAGGAAGAAAAUGGUGGCAACAAAGCUGUUCCCCUUUCGUUUCUCCGAAGCUCUCUGUUGUCUUUAUUCAUUCCAAAAGUAUAAUCUACUCGUAUGAACCAAGUACUAAAA